AUGGCCGUCAACGGCCAUUUUUCAGCCGAGGCCUCCUCGGCACCCACGCGUGAACUCUGGAGACAUCCAGACCCCACCUCACACCACUCUGGGCCUUCACCCGCGGCGUCUCGAAAGUACGGCCUGCAACUCAAUGACUAUCCUGCCGUCUACCAGUGGUCCAUUGACAAUGUGGCUGCCUUUUGGGAGGAGGUCUGGCACUUUUCUGGUGUCAAGGCCUCCAAGUCGUUCGAUGAGGUCCUUCCCAGAGCUGCUCCCAUGUACCCGCGCCCAGAUUUCUUCGCUGGUGCGCGUCUCAACUUUGCGGAGAACCUCCUCUUCCCGGCGAACGUUGACGUCUCCCCUAAUGCCGUCGCCAUCAUCACGACGACUGAGCUCGGCAACCCUGUGUCGACGACGUGGGCCGAGCUUCGUAAUGCUGUCCGCCGCUGCAUCAACGCCCUGCGUGCCCACGGCGUGACCGAGGACGAACGUUGUCGCCGGCUAUGUCUCGAAUCACGUUCAAGCUCUCGUGGUCCUCGUUCGUGCGACGUGUUUCUGUCUGGUGCCAUGUGGGUCGGGAAUCAUCCCCGACAACGGGGGUAA
Molecule: messenger RNA, 585 nt
Organism: Verticillium alfalfae VaMs.102
Lineage: Eukaryota; Fungi; Ascomycota; Sordariomycetes; Glomerellales; Plectosphaerellaceae
Product: acetoacetyl-CoA synthase
Exons: 2
Coding region: 1-585 (194 amino acids)
Cellular component (GO): cytosol
Molecular function (GO): acetoacetate-CoA ligase activity
Source: RefSeq, a predicted model, not a curated record